Rotaria sp. Silwood2 is the source of this 240-nucleotide messenger RNA. Lineage: Eukaryota; Metazoa; Rotifera; Eurotatoria; Philodinida; Philodinidae. The record is from the annotation of a GenBank genome assembly.
AUGAAACAAUUAACAAAAGAAUUAAUUCAAACAGAUAAUAUUGAAGAUGAAAAUGAAAUUUUUCUUUAUGAAAAACAAGAUGCACAAUGUCAAAAUGAUUUAAAUUUAAUUCUUCAUAAUCGACAACAAAUAUCGACUGAAUUAAUAAUUGUAUUAUAUCAACAGCUAAUUGAUUUUUAUUUAUCAACAAAUCUUUUUCAUUUAUAUGAACAAUUAAAAUUCGGAAAAUAUAUUCAUUGA